AUUUUAUCAUUAUUUGUUCCCUUUCAUAUCCAUUUCAUAUAACUUUUGUUUGAAACAUUUUUCUUACGUAUUUUUCGAGAUAUUUGGAUGUGUGCAAGAUAAACGACACACCCCACAAUGUAUAUCGCUCACAUGGAUUCUUUCAACGUUAUUGGAUUCGUUCAAAGUCUGUGCCAUUAAGAGCUCUGGUUCGUUUAAUUUAUUGUUAAUUUUUAGAUCAUAGAUUAAUUUUCGUUUUAACAAUUUUGCGUAGUUUUAUAAGUAUACAAGUAUUUUAUUAACAUUCUUCAAUAGAUUAGCUUGUACUCGAUUUUGUAUAAAUAAUGUAUUUAUAUUUGCUCAAAAGCUGUAUAAUAGUAUAGGCUCAUUCUUUGUCGCUGCACCGAAUUGCAUUAAAACUUUCUAUCCUGCUUUCAUCAAACUUCAAAUAUGUAUCAUUUCAAAUAUGUAUAUGUAUACAUACAUAUUAGUUCAGCUAUAAAGAACAGACUUUUAUAUUAGCACGCAAAAAAUUAACUGAACAUUAGACUGGCAUUUAUUUCAUAUACUGUAAAUACUUCACGCUAUACAAUGACGAUGAUGAAGAUAUAUGUAAUACCAAUCUUAAUCUAUUAUUUCAAUAACAUAUCCUUAGCUUUAUUCCCAUCAAAUUUGUUAACUAAGCAUGAAGAAUUACGAAAAAAAAUUAAUAAAGCGUUUAAUUUUAAGUAUGGCGAAAUACUUUUGAACGUCGACGAAUAUGAAUAUCCAAGAUCUAACGAGACCUUAAGACAGCUACACAAACAACAAUGGCUAGAUUAUUACAAGUGUUUGGAAAAAAUAUAUGCAGAUAUGAAGAAUGAUAAAAUCACUUAUCCAAGCGCGCUUAUAGCACUCGAGGGAACUUCCGUAAUUUUAAAAUGUCAAAUUUGUAUCUCGCCGAUGGAGAUGCGUGUAACGUCUCUAAUAGAAUGGUACUUUAAUAGCAGCAGUAAUAAAAGUAACAGCGCUAAAAGUACGCUGCAGAAUAGAGAUCACAUUGUCAAUUCACCAGAUAACCGUUAUAUCAUCAUAUAUAAUGUCAAGUUAGAAGAAGCAGGGACAUAUUGGUGUGAAGUAGGAGAUACUAUAGGAUCAGUUUACUAUUUACAUGUCGAAAGCAAUUUGGAAACAAAUGUGAUUGUACAUUCGUAUAGAGCGUCUUAUGCAUUGCAAGCGGUGGAAAAUGUGCCGGAAUACAAAUUGAAGGUUUAUACCACUUGGACAACAUGGACUCCUUGCUCCAUGUGUGACGAAGUCGGAAUAAAGCUGCGAUACGGUUACUGUACCGUUGCUCUUUCAGAAAUGUUAGAGCACGGAUCUUUUAUUGAAGAAAGUGCAAUAAAUAAACUACGACAUGCGAAGCGAGAUAUAAGGAAAGCCAAACGAAAUCAAACGCACGAAGGCAUGACGCAAAUGGAAGCAAUAAAUGCAACCUUGAAGGUUCAAUUAAAAACAGCAUUAAUGUUAUUUAAGAACAAAUUACCGUGCAAAUCGAGACUUCUUCCAGAACAAGUACGAUUAAUUUCCGUUAUCAAAAGUAAAAAAACUGAAAUUGUGAGACAAUAUUGCAAGAAAAAAUGUCGGAAAAAUAUAAUAUUUGAGGUGCGUGAUGAGAAGGGCAAUAUUUUGGAAAGUGCAAACAAUAGUGCUGGUAUAUUUUCUAUGAUUCAAGGAAUGCCUGAGCCAUUACCAUCAAUUGCACGUAGUGUUGUUUAUGAAAAACACGACAAAAAGAUCAAACUUCUCUGUCCAGGAAAUCUGAAUGCAGAUAUUCCGAUUGUUUGGCGAGUCGAUGAUAAAACGAUAAAUCCAUCUCACAUUAAAUUCCAAUCAAACGGAAGAAUUCAUAUUAAUCCUCAGAUGCAAAUAAUAUUUGAAUCUUUGAAAUUUGACGAUGCUAAUAUAUACAGCUGUUGGCAAAAUAACGAAAUUGCUGGAGUAAUAAAGCUGAACGUAAUUGGAGAAAUAGAAUUCAAGCUGAAUUAUCAUGUUAUUUUAAUUGGUGCCAUCGUCAUAAUUAGCGUGGUUCUGAUAAUGUUUUGGAGAGCAUUUAAGGGACGAACGCGAUAUACGAUGCAUUAAUAAAAGCUAUUUUGUAAACGCUGAUAUGUAGAUUAAACUGUUCGACUAUUUGUAAAAUGGCGUGUUUGCGUUUAUGCACAAAGGAUGGAAGGAAAGCAAUGACUUCCAUCUUUAAAUUUUAAUUUAAAAAUACAGCAUGUUGUAGUAAAA
Molecule: messenger RNA, 2253 nt
Organism: Wasmannia auropunctata (little fire ant)
Lineage: Eukaryota; Metazoa; Arthropoda; Insecta; Hymenoptera; Formicidae
Exons: 8
Coding region: 571-2103 (510 amino acids)
Source: RefSeq, a predicted model, not a curated record